AUUGCUGUGCUCAUUGUUAAUCCCUGCAUUAUUUCUAAGUGGAAUUCUUUGUGUCUGCUUGGUGGUACUACUGUGGGGAAUACGGCUCUGGAUACAACAAAGGAAAAAACAGUUGACAACAGCAGGAAAAGAUGGGAAGCGGCCAUUGCUGGUUGCGUUUUUUCACCCAUAUUGCAAUGCAGGUGGUGGAGGGGAGAGAGUCUUGUGGUGUGCCAUAAGAACACUCCAGAAAAAGUACAGAAAUGUAACGUGUGUUGUUUACACUGGUGAUAGACAUGCCACUGGAGAAGAAAUCAUAGAAGGUGCUUUCAGAAGAUUCAAUAUUAAACUAACUUAUCCUGUGAAGUUCGUAUUUCUAGAAAAACGCUACCUUGUGGAAGCUUCUCUUUACCCUCACUUCACUCUGCUGGGACAAAGUUUAGGAUCAGUGUUUCUUGGCUGGGAAGCUCUUCUGAAGUGUGUUCCUGAUAUUUAUAUUGACUCAAUGGGGUAUGCAUUCACGCUUCCCCUCUUUAAAUAUUUAGGAGGUUGUCGCGUUGGAUGCUAUGUCCAUUAUCCCACUAUCAGCACUGAUAUGCUUUCUGUCGUUAGGAGUCAGGAUACCAGGUUUAACAAUGCAGCCUUCAUUACAAACAAUCCUCUUCUCAGCAAAUUUAAACUUGUCUACUACUACUUCUUUGCUUUCAUAUAUGGAUUGGUUGGUUCCUGCAGUGAUGUGAUUAUGGUUAAUUCUUCUUGGACACUAAAUCACAUCCUUUCCCUCUGGAGAGCUGGGGCUUGCACUAGUGUUGUGUAUCCACCAUGUGAUGUUCAGACCUUCAUGGAUAUUCCAUUGGAAGAGGAAAAGAGUACCACUGAACAUUCCAUUGUUUCUGUCAGCCAGUUCAGGCCUGAAAAAGAUCAUCCUUUGCAAAUCAGAGCCUUUGCUAAAUUGCUGAAAGAGAAGAGACUGGGGCAGCCUUUGUCAUUGAAGCUUAUCUUAAUUGGAGGCUGUCGUAAUCAGCAAGAUGAAGAGCGUGUAAAUAACCUUAAACGUCUUUGUGAAGAGCUGGGAGUUCUCAAUGAUGUGACAUUCAGAAUAAACAUUCCCUUUGAGGAGCUAAAGAGACACCUGGCUGAGGCCACCAUCGGCCUGCAUACAAUGUGGAAUGAACACUUCGGGAUCGGAGUAGUUGAAUGUAUGGCAGCUGGCACAGUUAUCUUGGCUCACAGUUCUGGAGGCCCCAAAUUAGAUAUUGUGGUACCCUAUGAAGGACAUAUUACAGGCUUCCUAGCUGAAAACGAGGAUAAUUAUGCUGAGACGAUGGCUUAUAUCCUCUCCUUGUCUCCUGAAAAAAGGUUAGAGAUCAGAGAAAAUGCUCGUCGCUCUGUCCACAGGUUUUCUGACCAGCAUUUUGAAGAGACAUUCCUGUUAUCUGUGGAGCCAUUAUUUAAAUAAAUGUAUAUGAAUAAAAUUAACUUUUUAUAUUUGACUGUGUGUCACCUGUGAAUAUAUCUAAUCUAUGAUCCCUUGAUCCAAUUCAAUAAAGAGAUGUUUUCUUUC
Messenger RNA from Pterocles gutturalis (yellow-throated sandgrouse), 1543 nucleotides. It is a transcript of the gene ALG11, whose product is annotated as ALG11, alpha-1,2-mannosyltransferase. The transcript has 3 exons. The annotation marks the transcript as partial. The record is from RefSeq and is a predicted model, not a curated record. Lineage: Eukaryota; Metazoa; Chordata; Aves; Pterocliformes; Pteroclidae. Gene Ontology annotation, biological process: protein N-linked glycosylation. Gene Ontology annotation, molecular function: GDP-Man:Man(3)GlcNAc(2)-PP-Dol alpha-1,2-mannosyltransferase activity. Gene Ontology annotation, cellular component: endoplasmic reticulum membrane.